UUUUAUUUUUUUUUAUUUUUCAUUUUUAAUUGAUUAAUUAAUUAAUAAGCAAUAAAUUAAAAUAAAUAUAAAAGCAUUGUAUAUGAAAGGAAAUGACGAAACAAACUACCGCGAGAAUAAUUAUAUUGUUUUGCCUAGCAACCAUAAAUUUAUUAAGUAUAAACAUAACAACGAAAGAGACUACCAAGUGAAUGUGUCAAAUGUUAUGUAUAGCUGUAUGUCUGUCAAAAAAUAACUAACCAAUUAAAUGUUGAUCCAUAGUGGUUUUAAUGGUCACUAAAUAUGUUAAUGUUAUUAAAACAUAUUAAUAUAUAUCCUGAAAAAAUAAAUUGUUAGUGUUGGUGUUUUUGUAAAAAAUAAUUAACAGCUGUCAAGGCAGCAAGUCAACAGCCGGUAUUUAUUCAAUUAUUAUUUGAAAUUUUUAAAUCAUCUGAAACUUUAUCUUGUAUAAUUAAAAAUUAAUAAUAUCAAUAAUAUCAAAUAAGUAAGAUGUCAGAAAAAAAAAAUAAUGGUGAAAAAUUAUCCGAGAUAGAUAGUCAUGUUACUAAGCAUUACAAUAUUAUAAAACGACUUGGAAAGGGGGCUUAUGGAAUUGUCUGGAAAGCUGUUGAUAAAAAAUCAAAGGACACAGUAGCUGUGAAAAAAAUAUUUGAUGCUUUUAGAAAUCAAACAGAUGCUCAACGAACAUUUCGUGAAAUAAUGUUUCUUUUAUCUUUUUCAAAUCAUGAAAAUAUUAUUCAAUUGAUUGGACUUGAAAAAGCUAACAAUGAUCGUGAUAUUUACCUAGUUUUUGAAUUCAUGGAGACUGAUUUACACAAUGUUAUCAAAAGAGGUAAUAUUUUGAAAGAUAUUCACAAAGUAUUUAUCAUGUAUCAACUAUUUAAAGCUACCAAAUAUAUUCACUCGGGUAAUGUUAUCCACAGAGAUUUAAAACCCUCAAAUAUUCUUCUUAAUGCUCAAUGCCAUUGUAAAAUAGCAGACUUUGGGCUGGCUAGAUCAGUCACGCAAAUCGGUGAAGGAGACGGAGAAACUGGUAGUGAUCCUACUUUAACGGAUUAUGUUGCAACAAGAUGGUAUCGAGCACCAGAAAUAUUGAUAGCAUCGAAAAAAUAUACAAAGGGAAUAGAUAUGUGGUCUUUGGGUUGUAUUCUCGGUGAAAUGUUACUUGAAAAGCCUCUUUUUCCCGGCUCUUCAACAAUUAAUCAAGUUGAAAAAAUAAUGGCAACUUUACCACCCCCUACACCAGAAGAUAUUAUUUCUGUAAGCGCUGGAUAUGGAUCAAAUUUAUUGGAAAAAGUUCCUAAUACAUCACGACGUACGUUACAGCAAUUAUUUAUUGAUGUACCAACAAAAGCGCUAGAUUUAAUUGAAAAACUUAUUGUAUUUAAUCCAAAUAAUCGAUUAACUGCCGUUGAAGCGCUUGAACAUCCAUACGUUGCUGAUUUUCAUCAUCGAGCUAAUGAACCUGAGCGAGGUGCUAAUGUUAUACCUCCAUUGCGUGAUGACGUUCAAUUGAGGGUUGAAGAUUAUCGAAAUAAACUCUAUGCUAUGAUGGAUGAAAAACAUCGAAAACAUAAAAAUAUGAUAAAACAAAACUUUUUAACAAAGUGUAAACCUAAAGUCAGACGGAUUUCGGAGCAUAUUCGGAAAGAUACAGGACAAGGUGACGCUGUUGCUAAAAAAAAUCUUCAAUUUUCGAAUAAUGAUGUACGAAAAGAGAGAGAAUUUAAUGAAUCUUUUAAACAAUCCCACAAUUUUGAAAGUAAAAAUAUAUCUCAGUACGCUCAUAAUUUAAUAAAUGGAAAUUUAAAUGGUAAUGUACCCCCUAAUCAAACUAAAAGUUGUCAAUGUUUUCAUCAUCAUCAUCAUCAUCAUCAUCAUCAACAGCAACAACAACAACAACAACAACAAUCAUCUGUAAAAUCUCAACCUUCUGUGCAAUCGGAUCAAAUGACAGUAUCUGCUGGAGUUAACAAUAAAUUAAAUACAACAAUAUCUAUAAAUCAGCCGAAAAAAUUAUUACGUCGUAGUGUAAAAUACAAUGGAUUUAUUGAUAACAAUAAUUACAAAAAUAACAACAACAAAUAUUUGGAAAUAACAAAUGGUAACGUUAAAACAAAAUAUUCAUUGAUUAAACGAGAAAAUAAUAAUGAGGAUAGUCCGUCAGUAUUAAAUAGUUAUCAUUUUGUUAAUAAUUAUCUUGUUGGAACAACAAACAAUAUAACUAAACAUUUUGCAAUGGCAAAUGGAGAAAAUGGAUCUAAUGUAAUCGAUAGAAAUUCAUCUCAAAGUCAAGUAAUACAAAAUUACUUGAAUCAAACAAUACCUUUUAGAGGAGCAGCAGCAGCAGCAGCAGCAGCAACAACAACAAAAAGUGCAAUAAACAAUCGGUGUAAAAAUAAUACUACUGUUAAUCAAGUAAUAAGUGGAUAUAAAUUAACGCGCAGUCAAAUUUUAAAAAAUAAUCAUCUUAAACAUGGAAUUGUUAUUCAAAAACAAUCUAAUAUCAAAAAUUUACGUUACAAUAAUAUAAACAACUACAAUCAAAAUCACGGUGUUAUUACAGCUUCUGCGUACAGUGAUUUAUGUAACCAAUCUGCUGUUGGAUGAAAAAUAGGUUAAAACUGUCAUAAGUGAUAAUAAUUUAUAAAAAUUAAUGAGUUUAUAAAAUGGU
This is a messenger RNA of Cotesia glomerata, 2674 nucleotides long. RefSeq names its product mitogen-activated protein kinase 15 (gene Erk7). The record is from RefSeq and is a predicted model, not a curated record. Gene Ontology annotation, biological process: protein phosphorylation; intracellular signal transduction. Lineage: Eukaryota; Metazoa; Arthropoda; Insecta; Hymenoptera; Braconidae. The transcript has 11 exons. Gene Ontology annotation, molecular function: MAP kinase activity; ATP binding. Gene Ontology annotation, cellular component: cytoplasm; nucleus. Bases 490 to 2610 code for a protein of 706 amino acids.